This is a messenger RNA of Setaria italica (foxtail millet), 1599 nucleotides long. RefSeq lists its product as uncharacterized. NCBI's taxonomy places the organism in Eukaryota, Viridiplantae, Streptophyta, Magnoliopsida, Poales, Poaceae. The record is from RefSeq and is a predicted model, not a curated record. The transcript is spliced from 2 exons. Bases 403 to 1233 code for a protein of 276 amino acids.
UGUCCAAAUCCAUAUCCAGAGGCCACGCGGGGAAAUGGUGCAGAGGGUCGUCAGGCAUGGCGGCUCUGCCGCGAGCGAGCAAGCAGCCACGGAGACGGCGAGGAAGGACAAGGGGAGGCGCGACGCGAUCAUGGCGAUCAAGGCGCAGGUGCUGCGGUGCAGCGAGCAGCAGGGCCGCCGCCGCUUCAAGCGCGGCUACCUCUGCUCCGGCGGCGACGGCCGGGGCGACGCCGCGGACUCGGCCAUCUUCUACCUCGCCUGCCUCGCCGUCUGCACCACCGCGACGGGAUCAAAGCAGACGUACAUGUGCGCGGCUGUAUCUCGUAUAUAAGCUUUAUCUGCUGGGUCGGCGAACAGAUCAAUCCACUGCGGUUUCAGCGCGUAGCUUGCACGCUUUCAGCCAUGGCGGCCACGGUGAUGGGAACGGGGAUGGGCAUGCCCUGCAGCCGCUGCCGCCCCGUCUGCUUCGGUGGUAUGGGCCACGGCCAGGCCAUCUUCACGGCCGAGUGCUCCCACACCUUCCACCUCCGCUGCGCCCCGGGUAGCGCCGUCUGCCCCGUCUGCGGCGCGCGCUGGAGCGACACGCCCGCCGCCGCCGGCGGCGGCGGCUCAUCGUACGACGACGACGAGCCGGUGGAGCCGCCGCCCGCGCACGCCGAGAUCAGUGGCGGCGGCAACCGCAACGCCGCGACGGGCGGAGGGCUGCUGGUGCUCAAGACGUACUGCGAGUACCCGGCGCUCUCCAUGGCGGCGGGGCGCGACGGGUUCGCGGUGCUGGUGCACGCCAAAGCGCCCGCGGCGGUGGCCGCCGCCGCCGAGGCCGCGUCGGCGAGAGCGCCGCUGGACCUCGUCACGGUGCUCGACGUCAGCACCAGCAUGUCGGGCGAGAAGCUGGCGCUGGUGAAACGCGCCAUGGGGUUCGUCAUCGACAACCUCGGCGCCGGCGACCGCCUCAGCGUCGUCGCCUUCGACUCCGACGCGCGCCGUGGAGACCCUCGUCGCGGACGGAUGCACCAACAUCCGCGGCGGCCUCGACGAGGCCGCCAAGGUGCUCGACGGCCGCCGGCGGCGACCGGUGCGAGCCGAUGCACGCGUUCGGGUUCGGCACCGACCACGACGCGGCGGCCAUGCACGGCAUCUCGGAGGUCACGGGUGGCACAUUCUCCUUCAUCGAGAACCACGCGGCGACCCAGGACGCGUUCGCGCAGUGCGUCGGCGGGCUCCUACCACUAAGGCGCUAAGCAAAUGCUAAUUCCUUUAGCGCUUGUGCCUGGUAUUCUGUAAUGACCAAUGGCAUAUCCGCAUACGAGAGGUUGAUCAGAAGGACAGCAGCUAGCAGCAAUAAUCUGGUGAAAAGCUAAUGUUUCUUUAGGCCGGGUAAUUUAUUGUUUCAAGCUUUUAGAGAUUUAUAAAUCAGAAAUCCAAACUAUUUGCAUGCAUAAAUUCUUAGGUUUCCUUAGACUCAUCGGUGGUUUAAGUUGUUCUGGAGCUUUCAUUACAGCUGAAGUCUGAAAUUUUGUUUGAAAGAGAUCUGAGGCCUGCGCAUUUCAAUAUGUACUUAAUGGCUUUGCUAAUGUAUCAGGGCCAUGGCGCACCAAA